AUGGUGAGAUAUGGAUUACCAGAUAAUUAUGAUUUAUUAGUUGAUCCGAUUCCCGAGCCAGUUACCCUUUCACUAAUCAAAGCACAACCAGAACCAUCACCUCGACCUAGUACAAACAAAGCUUUUGAAGAUGCGUAUCAAAAUAUUGAAACCUGUAUAUCUGCAUUCGUCGAAUUAACUGUAAAGGAGCAAGAUUCAAGAAAUGAAAUAUUAAAUUCAAAGAUCGGAAAACAUGAUGCUUUAGCAAAUGCAAAUAUUUCGCAUUUGGCUGAUGAUUUCAACACUAGAUUGGAGUUACAAACAAAACAAGUUAGAGACGUGAUUCGACGAGAAAAAGAACGUGUUCGGAUUGAAGAAGAACGUAAGCGUCGAGAGGAAGAAGAACGUAAACGCAAGGAAGAAGAGGAACGUAAGCGCAAGGAAGAAGAGGAACGUAAACGAAUUGAAGAGGAGAAGAAACGUAAGGAACAAGAAGAACGUGAACGGAAAGCAGAAGAAGAGCGUAAACGUAAACAAGCAGAAGAAGAAGCCAAAAAGAAACAAGAAUUAAAAGAAAAACUUGAAAAAGAAGAGAGUGAAAAGAAGAAGAAAGAAAGGUUAUCCAGUUUGGCAACAACGAAUCCUGCAAAAAUUGAAGAAUCUUUCCUCAAAUAUAAACAAGAUAUUUUGGAUAUCAAAAACAAUAUCGUUCUAAAAUUAAAUGCAAAUAAAGAAUUGAAAAAGCUUGUUAAUCAGCACAAGCGUAAAAUCAACCCAAAAUUUGGUCAGUUAUCAAAUUCAAUUUCACAAUUGCGUAAAGUUGGAACUGAAGUAUUGGAAUUAAUUAAACCUACAAAGGCCGAUGAAUUAGUAUUCAAGUGGAUUUUAAAUUUUGUUGCCAAGGCUAUCAUAGACCAAGCUGAAACAGAAGUUAUUGUUCGACCAAAUUCUGCCCUUCCAUUAGCUCAUUUGGCUUUCACUAUAUUGCACACAUUCCCUGAAUUCGAAUACUUUUUAAAUGCCAGAUUUAUUAAGAAAUGCCCUUAUAUAAUAGGAUACACUUGUUCAAUUGAUUCUGAAGAAGGAAGAAAAAGAAUGGGAUGGAAGCGUACAUCAGACAACAAAUGGGAAGACGAGGUCAAGUAUGAUGAAAGAAUGGGUGGUAUAGUAAGUGUAUGGUCAGUCAUGACGCGUUUAACAGAUUACAAUCUUCAACUACCCUUGUAUAAUAUAGGAUCGUCCUGGACAUUUUUGGCAAGAAUUGCUAAUUUGGAUCAACAAUUAUUGUCGAACACGCAUUUUGCAAUUUUAGGUAAUUGGUGGGAAGCAUGUGCCGCCCAGUUUGCUAAUGCUUAUGGUGGUCAAAGUAAGAAAUUAUUAUUUGUUGUUGUCACACAAUUGACCGAUGUUGUUGCCAACAAAAAGUUUCCAUCUGCGGCAAGAUUAAGAAUACUAGGAGAGGAUUGGCAGCAACGUGGCCGAAUGGAAUCCUUAAAGGAAAUGGAGCCAUAA
Candida tropicalis MYA-3404 is the source of this 1491-nucleotide messenger RNA. RefSeq names its product nucleoporin (gene GLE1). Gene Ontology annotation, cellular component: cytoplasm; nuclear pore cytoplasmic filaments; nuclear pore. Gene Ontology annotation, biological process: regulation of translational initiation; regulation of translational termination; poly(A)+ mRNA export from nucleus. The record is from RefSeq and is a predicted model, not a curated record. Gene Ontology annotation, molecular function: phospholipid binding; translation initiation factor binding; inositol hexakisphosphate binding. Lineage: Eukaryota; Fungi; Ascomycota; Pichiomycetes; Serinales; Debaryomycetaceae. Bases 1 to 1491 code for a protein of 496 amino acids. The transcript has a single exon.